Messenger RNA from Phoenix dactylifera (date palm), 898 nucleotides. Lineage: Eukaryota; Viridiplantae; Streptophyta; Magnoliopsida; Arecales; Arecaceae. The record is from RefSeq and is a predicted model, not a curated record.
UAUGGCUUCCAAGGCUUUCUUUGCGUUUGGUGUUCUCUUGGCCUCUCUGCUGAUACUCUUGGUGGCGGCAACAGCUAGGGAGAUGACCGAGAAAACUCAAGAGAAGAACGUGGAGGAAGAGGGUGUUGGGGACCAGAAGAACUCUGGCGGAUACAAAGGUGGCUACUCAUCUGGCGGAAAGAAAGGCGGCUAUCCUGGUGGUGGUGGUGGAUACAACGGCGGCUAUCCUGGUGGUGGUGGAUACAGCGGAGGCUAUCCUGGUCGUGGUGGAUACAGCGGAGGCUAUCCUGGUCGUGGUGGUGGUGGAAAUAGCGGCGGCGAUCCUAGUCGUGGUGGUGGUGGUGGAAACAACGGCGGCUAUCCUGGUCGUGGUGGUGGUGGAAACAACGGCGGCAAUCCUGGUAGUGGUGGAUACAACGGCGGCUAUCCUGGUCGUGGUGGUGGUGGAAACAACGGCGGCUAUCCUGGUGGUGUGGUGGUGGGAACAACGGCGGCAAUCCUGGUCGUGGUGGUGGUGGAAACAACGGCGGCUAUCCUGGUGGUGGUGGUGGAAACAACGGCGGUUAUCCUGGUGGUGGUGGAUAUAACGGCGGCUAUCCCGGCGGUGGUGGAUACAAUGGCGGCUAUCCCGGUGGUGGUAGUGGUGGAUACAACGGCGGCUAUCCUGGCAAGUGGCGGCGCGGCGGGCGGCGGUAGUAAUGGUGGAUACAACGGUGGCUAUCCAGGAGGUGGGCGUUAUGGUGGCGUUGGAUAUCCCGGAGGUGGUUAUCCAGGAUAUGGCGGUGGCAAUUGCCAGUGGGUUGCUGAAGCCGCUGAGGAUACGGAGAUUGCGAUCGUCGCACCUAUCUUGGUUAAUCCCUAAUGCUUUAGUUGUGCAACCAGCAUAAAUAUAUAAUAA